Messenger RNA from Thalassophryne amazonica, 649 nucleotides. RefSeq names its product PIH1 domain-containing protein 1-like. Gene Ontology annotation, cellular component: R2TP complex; cytoplasm; ribonucleoprotein complex. Bases 1 to 534 code for a protein of 177 amino acids. The transcript has 8 exons. NCBI's taxonomy places the organism in Eukaryota, Metazoa, Chordata, Actinopteri, Batrachoidiformes, Batrachoididae. Gene Ontology annotation, biological process: rRNA processing; box C/D snoRNP assembly. The record is from RefSeq and is a predicted model, not a curated record.
AUGUCGGGCUCUCAGAAUUGCACUGCUUAUGAUGUGGUCAUCAACCAAGACUUCUUCCAGAAGUGCCAAAAGGAUCCCUUAUUCCAGCAGUUUGUAAUCCUGGUGUCCUUAGAGGGUUUAGAGAACAAAUACAAUCUGGAGCUCAGCAGAGCCUGGAAGGUGUUGAAGAACAGGAAGUUCUUGGGUUCUGUUAGCGAGCAGAACAUUCGGACAAAGAGCAGGCCAGUGAUUCAAGAGCUGCAGCCACGAGUGGAAUCCACAGUUACGCCUAAGAGACCAGAGUUUACUUUGCUUGUGGAGCCUCCUGCUGGUGACCCAGAGUACCUUGUUGCAGAAAUAAAGCUUCCUGGAGUGCCGUCCUCUCGUUCUCUGGUUCUGGACGUAGGGGAAGACCGGCUUGUGUUGACGGCUCGGCCUUCACUCUUCCAUCUUGACAUCUUCCACCCAUUCCUCAUUGAGCAGGAAAACAGCUUCGCACAGUACAAUACCAGCACACAGAUCCUCACAGUGAACAUGCCCGUGGUUUCACCAUAAAAUAACAAAUGUCUAUUAAUUUAUUAUUGUUUAAAACAAAUGCUGUACUAAUAAAGAUUUUGUAUUUUAUGAAGUUAAACCUCUUGUUUAAGUCAUAAAAAAAUCUUCUUGAAAA